UCACUUUCCGUUAAGUCGUCCAGACUUGGACGAUCGCCAGAACGGCAUGGUUGGGCGUCGGGUCAGCACCAACUUGUACCGAAAGAUGCAGCAUGGCAAAGCGGAAUGGCAGCCGCCAGUCGUGAAGCCACGGAAUGGCAAAAGCCGUCCUCCAGCGACCAUUGCCUGAAGUUGAGUCUGACUGACGCAAAUGGGCUUCGAGGCAAUAUGACCCAAUUCGGUUGCCAACUUUUCGUAUUGCCCUGCGGUAUUUCAGGCCUCAUUCUCGAUUGGGAUAAAUUGUCAGCUUACAGACGCACCAAACCAGGCGGUCAGGAAUGA
Messenger RNA from Protopolystoma xenopodis, 321 nucleotides. Lineage: Eukaryota; Metazoa; Platyhelminthes; Monogenea; Polystomatidea; Polystomatidae. The record is from the annotation of a GenBank genome assembly.